AUGGGAUCCGCUGCCAGUCUGACUAGAGAUUCCUUGCAGGAGAGCAGGUGCAUCCUCCCUUCUGCAAAUUCGCCAGAUCUCGUGCAGGAGCCAGAGCAGCAGACAGACUUGGCUCGAGCUUUGACCAUCGAGCCUGAGGACCAGUCACCUGGCGACGAUAUCGAUUGUAUGUUGAGCUGGCGAUCAUGGGGUCCAGGAAACUCAACUCCUUUCAUUCGCCGCCGUGGUGUGCGACAUCAUGAGAUGUACAUGGCCCUCCUGAAUGCCUUCCAGCAAGAGGUGGAAAUGUCACCGGACUCUCUCGAGCUGAGCGUGGCUGCCCAUCGCGGCGAGCCGGGUAAGGCCAUUGCCUAG
Symbiodinium necroappetens is the source of this 354-nucleotide messenger RNA. The record is from the annotation of a GenBank genome assembly. NCBI's taxonomy places the organism in Eukaryota, Dinophyceae, Suessiales, Symbiodiniaceae.